Molecule: messenger RNA, 923 nt
Organism: Ornithodoros turicata
Lineage: Eukaryota; Metazoa; Arthropoda; Arachnida; Ixodida; Argasidae
Exons: 4
Coding region: 141-455 (104 amino acids)
Source: RefSeq, a predicted model, not a curated record
UCGUGGACAUCCUAAAGGCCCCUGCACUCUUGAAAGAUGUCCCACUGCUGUCCUCACAGCACCAGACAUAUGGCCUGGAAGCAUUCCACAGUGUCCUCAUCCAUUUUGUUCCCAAAUCUCAUUCAUUCAGUGAUGAGGCAAUGUUGGCAAGGACACAGUUAGCAGUGAUGCACUACAACGAGAAUGCUGACAGGGACCAAAUCGAAAAGGAAGGGUCGAAACAGUAUCGACUGAAGCCCUCAAAAGUCAAGAAGGCUUGGGUUGCUGUACCACUCAAGGAGGACGCUACGUAUGACUAUGUGUCAAGACUAACAACAGAGGUCCUCAGCCGUGUUGAAAGGCACCAAACGGAACCUCCAGUUGUGGAAGCGCAGCCACCAUGGUCGGCAUCUUAUGGGGAAAAACCCUCUUUAGUGGAGGCUGUGAAGCGGCAUCAAACAAGGUUCAAGAAGUAAAGAGCACGGGAGAAUACACUGACAUCUCACAGCUACGUGCCAGGAGAAAAGAACCCGAAGGAAGAAAACCAAAAACAAAGAAAAAGGCCCUUUUCAGGGCCACCCAAAUGCUUGCGCAGAGACUGACGCAGCGUUGAGAUGAAACCCUUGUUUUCUCCUUCAAAAUGCUUAACAUUAUUGCUGCUGGUUAAAUGUAAAAUGAUGUACCUACCUCCAAACAUUAAGCUGCUUGUUCUACGAGGCACCAUCACAUAGGCAUUGGUCAAAGUUGCUGUUCUGUGAGCUGUGAUAGGAAGUGCUAUGGAUAGUAUAGAGGGCUCUUACUGUAAGGGGAAGUGCAGUGUUCGAGCAGUGGGGGCUGAGGCAUGGGGGAUCAUUUCAGGAUGUCCUAGCCCUACCAAAAUUUAACACGUGGGUGCACACAGUGAUCUAUCCAGAUCCCUCCCCUACCCCCCCCCCCCAAUUUUU